AUACGUUUCUGGCAAACGAGCGUAUAAAAAGGUAACUAUUCCCACCAGUCUUUGGAUGAAACUGAUCUCCUUCAGGAGAAUGAAAUAUCUGCUGGUCAUACUAUCAAUCAUCGUUCUCUACAUGUCCAUCAAUCAUCAUUUUAGCAAACUAACAAAAGAGGAUCCCUCAGAGGAGAGUACAGAUAUGAAACCACCCGUUGUUGUCGUUGGUUCCGGAUUGGCUGGACUGUCGUCUGCAUAUACACUGCUAUUGCGCAACGUUCCAGUUGUUUUGCUGGAGAAAGGUGAAAAGUUUGGUGGUAAUUCCAUGAAGGCAUCUUCAGGCAUCAACGGAAUGCAUACUGAGACGCAGAAGCUGAAGGGCAUCGAGGACUCGUUCGAGGUCUUCUACAACGACACCAUCAACAGUGCCAAGCACGUCGGUGACAAGGAUCUCCAGAGAGUCCUCGUCAACGACAGUACGAAGGCAAUUGACUGGCUGAAGACGAGCAUUGGUGUUCCCUUGAACGUUGUGAACAGACUUGGUGGCCAUUCUCAAACGAGAACCCAUAGAUCUGAGGGUGUGCCACCUGGGUUUGAAAUCAUUUCCAAGCUGCUGGCAAAGGUCAAGGAGCAACCUGGGGUUGAGCUUCAUAACGGUGCCAAACUCACGGGCUUAGAUAUCGUCGAUAACAAAGUGAAAGGUGUGAAGUAUCUGAAUGUGACCAGCGGUGAAGAGUCCACGAUCAAGACUUCAAACGUUGUCAUUGCAACAGGUGGAUUUGGCUAUUCGAAGGAAUUGCUAAGCAAAUACACACCUCAUUACGUUGAUUUCCCAACGACAAAUGAUAAGAACACUCAAGGUGAAGGCCAAGUCAUAUUGGAGAAUGCCGGUGGUGAAUUGAUCGACAUGGAAUACGUCCAAAUCCAUCCUACUGGCUUCAUAAAGAAGGAUGACCCUCAGAGCAACUGGAAGUUCCUCGCAGCUGAGUCCCUAAGAGGCAUUGGUGGUAUUCUGCUCAACGCCAAAUUCGACAGAUUCGUCAACGAAUUGGACACGAGAGACGCUGUGAGCAAGGCAAUCUUGGCCCAAGAGGGCAAAAAGGCAUACCUGGUCUUGAGCGAUGAUAUGUACAAGGACUUCAAGUUCCAAAUCGACUUCUACAAGAAGAUGAACCUCAUUGAAGAGACCACUCUAUCGGAGAAGUUCGGCGACGACAGUGCAAAGGUUAUAGAACUCCUGAGGGAAUAUUCCAAUGGCUCAGAGGACCAGUUUGGACGUAAGUUCAAGCAGCACGUGUUCCCUGACGUCUCUCCUGAUACCACUUUGUACAUUGGUGAAGUGACACCCGUGGUGCACUUCACAAUGGGAGGUGUUAAGAUCGACAUCAACGGUGAAGUCCUCAACAAAGAUGGCGUGCCAAUUGAAGGCUUAUACGCUGCUGGCGAGGUCAGCGGAGGUGUCCAUGGCAAGAACAGGCUUGGUGGAAACUCCCUCUUGGAGUGUGUUGUGUUUGGAACAAGGGCUGGCGAGCAGAUUGCUGAGAAGUACAAGCUUUGAAGAGCCCUUGUGAAUGCCAUUAUAUAGAACAUACCUAUCUAUACACAUGCUUUAGUCAACUUUGGUAGAUUUGUGCAAGUCCUCGCCCACUGUGUGGAACUCUCUGUUGAAAUUCAGCAGUCCACCGGUCUUUUCAUCGGUCUUGUUCAGAACCUCGUCAACUUUGGCUAUCCACACUUC
Molecule: messenger RNA, 1720 nt
Organism: Williopsis jadinii
Lineage: Eukaryota; Fungi; Ascomycota; Saccharomycetes; Phaffomycetales; Wickerhamomycetaceae
Gene: FRD1
Product: fumarate reductase
Exons: 1
Coding region: 122-1540 (472 amino acids)
Molecular function (GO): oxidoreductase activity; FMN binding
Source: RefSeq, a predicted model, not a curated record